Molecule: messenger RNA, 565 nt
Organism: Raphanus sativus (radish)
Lineage: Eukaryota; Viridiplantae; Streptophyta; Magnoliopsida; Brassicales; Brassicaceae
Exons: 2
Coding region: 49-372 (107 amino acids)
Source: RefSeq, a predicted model, not a curated record
GCAGCAUUGUCUCAAAUAUCAAACGUAGAAAGUUCACAAAGAGAAAUAAUGGAGGAGAAGAGAGCUAUUUUGAAGUCACUGAUCUUACUAAUGAUGAUUUCCAGUUUUUGCCUCGAACUGACAGUUGCAGAAACAUACUGCCAUGCUCAACGUCGCUUAUUAAUCGACGCGUGCAAGAUAUUAAUUUUGAGGCAGGCUCCCCCCGCUGAAUGUUGUCGUAGAAUAAGAACGACUCCAGCGUGGUGCGUUUGUCCUUCUGUAACACCACAGAGAGCUGCUCUCAUCGAUGUCAAUUACGCUGUUGGGGUAAUCCGUCAAUGCGGUCGAUAUGUAGCUCGCGGUACCAAAUGUGGAAGUAUUACAGUUCCAUAAAAAAAAGCCGUUCGAGUCCAUGGAGACCAAAAUAUCGUUGCCUGAAAACUAUCGCCCGUACUGUAUGAGUAUUUCGCGUUGUUGUAUCUGUUUUUAAUAUUUAGGCAUUGUCGUUGGCCUUAUUUUGAUGUGGAAUAAAAUAAUGUCUGGAACUUUAUAUAUUUUCAAUCUGAACUUAAUCUAUUUCGUUGCA